Bubalus bubalis (water buffalo) is the source of this 6202-nucleotide messenger RNA. RefSeq names its product tumor protein p63 (gene TP63). The record is from RefSeq and is a predicted model, not a curated record. Gene Ontology annotation, cellular component: nucleus. Bases 1372 to 3297 code for a protein of 641 amino acids. The transcript has 14 exons. NCBI's taxonomy places the organism in Eukaryota, Metazoa, Chordata, Mammalia, Artiodactyla, Bovidae. Gene Ontology annotation, biological process: regulation of transcription by RNA polymerase II; apoptotic process; protein tetramerization. Gene Ontology annotation, molecular function: protein binding; DNA-binding transcription factor activity, RNA polymerase II-specific; RNA polymerase II cis-regulatory region sequence-specific DNA binding.
CAGAGGCCAUUCUCCCUUCAACUCCUUUAUAUAGUAUACCUCGUCAUUAAAGACUGGAAGAAGGCAGGGAGAGGAAAGGGAGAGACUCCAACUACCACUUCUCUGCUUCAUAUUCACCAUUGCAGCACCUCCUCAUAGACUUGGCCCUCUCACACUAAGACAAAGCAAGCAAAUAUCCAAGUCUCACCUGGCAAAACUGCCACCACUCUGUAACCACCUUCUAAGCAGGCCUGGGCAGCUACAGGGGGAGAGAAAGGGCCUGUCCAUAGACAAGGCUGGUCUCUCCAAGUCACAUUCAUGAAGGCAGGCUGCCUAUAGGAAGUGGGAGGCCCAGAAGCAAAGGAGGAGAUUGUUAUCAGAUGGGGACGCUAUCAGAGAGCACAGAGAAGGAAAACUUUUCUGGAGGGGAGGCCUGAACUGCAGUUGGGGCAGCAGUGGUUCUUUCCAUAGUGAGGGAAUUUGAGGUACAAAGUCUUUGCAGCCCUGUCGUUGACUUGCAAUGGGCAGUCUUCCCCAAGGUCAGAAAUAGCUCUGUGUCGAAGUCAGCUGAAUGUAGCAAAACUGGGCCUGGUUGUAUAAUAGUCAAGGAACAAUAGGGUUGAAGCCUUAAAACAGUAGAAUAAUAAAAUAGGAAGGAAGCUGGGUGAUUAUCUAGUAAUCCAAUAACCUUCCUCUUUACAUAUGGGGGAAAAUCAAGACUUGUAAGAAAAAGGGGUUUCCCCCAAACUUACCCAGCCAGUUAGUCUACAGCAACAAAAAGAAUAUGCAUAUUACCCUUGAGUGCUUUUUCCUCUGCAUUGUUCUUUAUGAUUAGAAAUGUCAACCUGGAGCAAGAUGCAAUAGGAGCUUUGGGUUACUUGAAGAUGGAUGACAGGAAAGCGUAGUGAACCAUCUUGCUUUAGAGGUUCAGCUAGAACUUUGCUUCUUGAAGGAGUUUCUCUAGAUCUCCUGUAGGCUGUCCCCUUGUUUGCUUUGCAUGUCCAGACUUCCCUCUCUAGGAGUCUGGGUCAGCCAGCAGCCCAGGUGAUUCUGAUUUGCUUAUUUUCCCCACUGUAGAAUCCCUGGAGCUAGACGCCAACGGUUCUUAACCAAUGCCUCCCGUUAGCAGCUCUUGUGGGACUCUUGAAUUUUUAAAUAGUACUCCUGGCCAGAUUCUACUCUUCCGAAUUUGGAUUUAAUUGGUUUGCAGGAGUGCCCAUCCAUCUAUAUUUUGAGCAUCUCAUGUCUUCUAUUGUGUAACCAAGUUUGAGAAAUACAAGACUAAAAGAAGAUGAAAGAUUCAGCCUCGAAUAGGCCAACAGCACACAAGUGGAAAGGUUUGUAGAAACCCCAGCCCAUUUCUCUUGGAAAGAAAGUUAUUACCGAUCCACUAUGUCCCAGAGCACACAGACAAGUGAAUUCCUCAGUCCAGAGGUUUUCCAGCACAUCUGGGAUUUUCUGGAACAACCCAUCUGUUCAGUUCAGCCCAUUGACUUGAACUUUGUGGAUGAACCAUCAGAAAAUGGUGCAACAAACAAGAUUGAGAUUAGCAUGGACUGUAUUCGCAUGCAGGACUCGGACCUGGGUGACCCCAUGUGGCCACAAUACACGAACCUGGGGCUCCUGAACAGCAUGGACCAGCAGAUCCAGAACGGCUCCUCGUCCACCAGCCCCUACAACACAGACCACGCGCAGAACAGCGUCACGGCGCCCUCGCCUUACGCACAGCCCAGCUCCACCUUCGACGCCCUCUCACCGUCACCCGCCAUCCCCUCCAACACCGACUACCCGGGCCCACACAGCUUCGAUGUGUCCUUCCAGCAGUCAAGCACCGCCAAGUCCGCGACGUGGACGUAUUCCACUGAACUGAAGAAGCUGUACUGCCAGAUUGCAAAGACAUGCCCCAUCCAGAUCAAGGUUAUGACCCCACCACCUCAGGGUGCUGUCAUCCGGGCCAUGCCUGUCUACAAGAAGGCCGAGCAUGUCACUGAAGUGGUAAAAAGGUGCCCCAACCAUGAGCUGAGUCGUGAAUUCAAUGAGGGACAGAUUGCCCCUCCCAGUCAUUUGAUUCGAGUAGAAGGGAACAGUCAUGCCCAGUACGUAGAAGACCCCAUCACAGGAAGACAAAGUGUGCUGGUACCUUAUGAGCCACCUCAGGUUGGCACUGAAUUCACGACAGUCUUGUACAAUUUCAUGUGUAACAGCAGUUGUGUUGGAGGGAUGAACCGACGUCCAAUUUUAAUCAUUGUUACUCUGGAAACCAGAGAUGGGCAAGUCCUGGGCCGCCGCUGCUUUGAGGCCCGGAUCUGUGCUUGCCCAGGGAGAGACAGGAAGGCAGAUGAAGACAGCAUCAGAAAGCAGCAGGUCUCGGACAGCACAAAGAAUGGUGAUGGUACGAAGCGCCCUUUCCGUCAGAACACACAUGGCAUCCAGAUGACAUCCAUCAAGAAACGAAGAUCCCCAGAUGAUGAACUGUUAUACUUACCAGUAAGGGGCCGUGAGACUUACGAAAUGCUGCUGAAGAUCAAAGAAUCCCUGGAACUCAUGCAGUACCUUCCUCAGCACACGAUUGAAACCUACAGGCAGCAGCAGCAACAGCAGCACCAGCAUUUACUUCAGAAACAGACCUCGAUGCAGUCUCAGUCUUCCUACGGUAACAGCUCCCCACCUCUGAACAAAAUGAACAGCAUGAACAAGCUGCCUUCCGUGAGCCAGCUUAUCAACCCUCAGCAGCGCAACGCCCUCACUCCCACCACCAUUCCUGAUGGCAUGGGAGCCAACAUUCCUAUGAUGGGCACCCACAUGCCAAUGGCUGGAGACAUGAAUGGACUCAGCCCCACCCAGGCCCUCCCUCCCCCACUCUCCAUGCCAUCCACCUCCCACUGCACCCCCCCACCUCCGUACCCCACAGAUUGCAGCCUUGUCAGUUUCUUAGCGAGGUUGGGCUGUUCAUCAUGUCUGGACUAUUUCACGACCCAGGGGCUGACCACCAUCUAUCAGAUUGAGCAUUACUCCAUGGAUGAUUUGGCAAGUCUAAAAAUCCCUGAGCAAUUCCGACAUGCCAUCUGGAAAGGCAUCCUGGACCACCGGCAGCUCCAUGACUUCUCGUCCCCUCCCCACCUCCUGCGGACCCCAAGUGGUGCCUCCACAGUCAGCGUAGGCUCCAGUGAGACCCGGGGUGAGCGUGUCAUUGACGCUGUGCGCUUCACCCUUCGCCAGACCAUCUCCUUCCCACCCCGAGAUGAGUGGAAUGAUUUCAACUUUGACAUGGAUUCUCGUCGCAACAAGCAACAGCGUAUCAAAGAAGAGGGGGAGUGAGCUGAGCGUUGUGUUGCAGGCUCUUCCCAUUUUCCCAUCUGCUUACCCCCUAUUCCCCCCACCCCCACAACCAGGCACUACUGCUUGUCCAGCCAAGCAUUCUCCCUAGCUCCUCUCUUUCCUCUUUUCAGUCUGGUUUCCUAAGGGAAGGAGAAAUAAGAGGCUGCGGUUUACCUAAUGUCUGACCUGGCGCCUGAUUCUGUUUCUGGCUUUAAGCCUUCAGCUCCCUUGUUUGCAGGACCGAAAUUGUCAUGGCUAUGCAGAAGUGAGCAAAAAAGCAGUGGGUGUCUCCUUAAGCGGCAGAGAGGUCUCAUUGACUUUUAUAAAGCAUUUUCACCCUUAUAGUCUAAGACUAUACAUAUAAAUAUAUAAAUAUACAGUAUGUAUUUUUGGGUGGGGGCAUUGAGUAUUGCUUAAAAUGUAAUUUAAAGGAAAAAAUGGAGUUGCACUUAUCACCUUUUUUUUUUUUUCUAAUUUACUUGUUUUGGAUGGCUUAUCUAUAGGCCUUCUCUCAAAGUCAGCCAUGAAUGGUAGUAGGUAUCUAGAUCUUGAUAGUAUAUGUGAGUGACAAUGACAUGUAGGUGCCUUCAGUUCUUUUGAUGCUAAACACAUGUUACACCCAACCUUUGGUUUGAUCUAUUUGUUAUUAUGUGGGUGAGACUGGAUACCUAUGUACACGAUUCUCUACGUUGGUGUAUUUUAUGUUACUGAUAUCUCUACUACGGAUGGUGGUUGCCUUCGGGGUGAUACAGCUCAAUCACAAGAAAAAGUCCAUGUUUACACUAUCACUCACCAGAAGAAAACAAAUAUCCUCCCUUGCUUUUGGUUGGGGUUGGGGAAUGUGAAUAACGGCCAAAAUCCUUAAAAAGUCAUUGCAACCAGUUCAGUAGCACCUGACACCAUGUGUCCUGGUAUAUCAACAAUCUCCUCAUAUUUAAUGCCAGACACACCUUAACUCUCAGUAUUUAUUGGCAAAGCAUUAGCUGCCAGUACAAAAGCUUGAAAACUAAAUUUCACACCUAGAUUGAUUAACUCAAUUACAUAUUUGCUACCCUUGUUUAAGGUUAGCAAAUUAAGGUUGAUUUGAUUGGGAUGAAUGCACCUGUCUAGUUCUCGCAAUAAACCUUUAAUAUGUAUUAAGAAUAUCCAGGAAAAACAGGAAUCUUACAGAGAUAUUGCAUCUCCACUAAACAGUAAGAGAUCUCAGUAAACCAUGAAUUGAAGCACUUGGAAGACUUUUUGAAACAUAAAUAGUAUUAUUUGGUAAAUGUUUCCUCUAGUGACCCUCACAUUCUAUAAAAUUCUGCUUAUAAAGGCUUGUUGAUCUUUCUGUCUUCAGGGUUUAAAAUAGGGGUAUUGAUUUGGAAAAUGUAAAAUUAUGAGAUCAGUUUUCCUGUAGCAUCAGUUGUAUCACUAAAUCACUUAUCUUUUUGAAUAAUAUUAAUUUUACUUAGAUUGAAAGUAACUGUGAGAACCCAACUUCCCGUCCAUCUCUCUUCUGGACUGUGCACGUGCAUAAAAAUAUCCCAACAGAUUAGAGGGUAAGCUUUCCAUUGGAGAUGUUGCUUGAACCACACAAGCAGAGACUUCUCUUCAGAUUCAAAAAUAAAAGUGUAAAUGGAGAUAUUCCUAUACAUCUUUUAGAAACAUACUUUGUAGCAGAUACUUUUUUUUCAAUUCACAAAACGGAGUAUUUUGUAUAUAUUGCUAAUGAGCUCUAAAAGCCUACUGUGCCUUUUGGUAAAGGGCUAUCAUUGCACAUAAGCAUCAAGUUUUAUUUUAAAGUGCAAAAGGGCUAAUGUGGCUCAAAAAUAUAUGAGUUUCACCUGAAAAGUGUAUAUAUAUUUUGUGUGUGAAAUUGCAUACUUUGUGUUUUAUUAUCUUUCUCUCCUUGGGAUAGUGGGUUUUCCAGAACCAUCGUUGAGAUUUUUUUUUAUUUUUAUUAUUGUUUUUGUAUUUUCAUGGAAACACCAUUUAGUGAAACUACAAUGUCAAAUUAAAAAAAAAAAAUGCCAUUACUGUAAGACGGGGGGAAGGGAAAGUUGUUUUUUUUAUUAUUUUUUUUUAAUUUUGUAUGUUAAAGAGAGUGAGUCCUUGAUUUCAAAGUUUUAUUGUGCAUAAAUGAUAAUAAGCACUGCUAAUAUGUGGAACAAGCAUGCAAGUUUGAAAGCCUAUUGAUGGAAAGAAUGAAAGCCGUGCCUUUGCAAUGCUAGAAGGACAAAUGGCUUCCUGGACUGUCCUGAGUGUUUGAAUAAACAUAGGACAUCUGAGCUAUCUCAGCACUAUUCGGGUAGCACUAAGGACUCAAAUUCCUGUACUGUACAUCAUGGGUUUGGCAUGAGCCAAAGCGAGGCACAACUACUGGCCUCUCAUAUCCUGGUCGCAACUUAACGUUUUUUGAGUGUAUGAGUAACUAGCAUAAGGGGAGAAAGAAUAUUAAGGACAGACAAGGGGGCAUGGGCUUAAUGGAGUUCUAAUGUGGUCUCAUUACAGUACAGUUGGCUGAAGAAUGGAUACAUUUUUGUUUGAAGUUGAUUAGAAAUGGAAAUGGAAGAUAGAACUUUCUUCAUUAAAUCCAUUUACCUUUUGUUUUCUUGAUAUUCCCCUAAAAUACAGUAUGUGGGCUAUUGAAUGUUUAAGGGUUGCAUUUUUUUUUAUUAUUUUUAUAAUUGUGAAAAAUUAAGUCAAUGCCAAAUGUUUUAUAUGCUUUAUUAACGUUUUUGAAAGUUUUUUUUUUUUCCUUAUAGAUGUGAUGCUUUUUUUUUUUUUUUUUAAGUUUCAGUUGCUUGUCUUAUGGAAUUUGGGGCAAUGGGCUUUGGAUGAGCCAGAGGCAAAUCCACAAGCCAAUUUUGUUUGCCAGGACAUGCAAUAAAAUUAAAAAAUAAAUAAAAUUUGCAUUGAGAAA